This is a messenger RNA of Elaeis guineensis (African oil palm), 703 nucleotides long. RefSeq names its product cyclin-B1-2. The record is from RefSeq and is a predicted model, not a curated record. Gene Ontology annotation, cellular component: nucleus; cytoplasm. NCBI's taxonomy places the organism in Eukaryota, Viridiplantae, Streptophyta, Magnoliopsida, Arecales, Arecaceae. Gene Ontology annotation, biological process: proteasome assembly.
UACUUUCUUGCUGUUAAAGUUUCUGAAGGCCGCCCCUCUUCCCUGAGAUCAAGUAGGAAAACAGUGGUGUUCUUUCCCCAGAGUAGGCGAACCAAGAGAGCGAAAUAGGAGAAGGAGAGAAAAAUAAAAUGGCGUCCAAAUCGAUCGAACACGAUGUGGCAGCGAACCAUGACAUCCUCCGCUUCGGAUUGAACGGGAUUAAAGGCGACAUCGUCGGAUAUCACCCACUCGAAUCGCUUCGUGAAUCCACAAGUAGGUUUUGGGAGGAGAAGAAACGGGCUGGAUUAGCUCUAACCUAUGGAUCGGCUUUUAAUUUGAGGAAGGAUCUUGAUGCUCAAAUCCUUUCGAGAUUCCAGAGGCCUUCUGGAUCGCUGCCAUCGUCCAUGCUUGGAUUUGAGGCUCUUACUGGUGGCUUGGAUGAUUUUGGUUUCGAAGAUUACCUGAAUGUGCCGCAAGAUUCAGAAACCUUCGUCCCUCCAGACAUGCACCAUGCAAUGGAAGUCCGCCUUGGCAUUUCCAAGGGACCUGUUUGCCCAAGUCGCAAAUAAGCCAAUGAUGUGCUGUCUUAAGAGAGGAAUACUGCACUCCUGAUUUGGAAACAGAAUCUAAAAUUUUUUGUUAUAUGGAUGAAUGCUUGGUUGCGCUUAUUUCUAAACAUGGUGAUAAAUUGAUGAAAAUUGAAGACGUUUACGUUAAUUUGGUU